CUAAGUUACAACUUACAAGUAAACACAAAAAGUGAGUCGGAAUCAAACUGCGUAUUGUCCUCUACUACCCAGCAAGGGAAAGGGACAAGCAUCCCUUCGGAGAUCUCAAGGGUCUUCUCUUUCUCUUUCUCUUUCUCGUUUUCUCCGAACUCCAACUUUCUCUCUUAUUAACCAAUCCUUUCACCCUUUCUCUUCUCAAUCCAUCAAUUCCUAUUAUGGCGACCCUUUAUUCAACUCACUGUCGUUCAUUUCCAUCCUCAUCCAACCAAUGUGUUACCUUCUCUAAACGAUUUCUUGCCGCCACCGUUUCUCUCAAAUCUCAACCUAAUUUUAUGCACCAUAUUUCAGUUCAUACUCAACAACACGAAGGUGCAGUUGCAGCCACCGUAAACCCUGUUGAAAAUAACCAUUCUGGCAAGCGACCGAAAGCUGAGUUAUCUUCGGUUACAUCGUCCCCCAAGGUGUCUCAAGUUGAAGACAGUUUUGAAAAGGAUGGAAGUGAGUGCACUGUUAGUAUAACUGUUGUUGGAGCCUCUGGAGACCUUGCAAAAAAGAAGAUAUUUCCAGCACUCUUUGCACUUUACUAUGAGGGUUGUCUCCCUAAGCACUUCACGAUUUGCGGUUAUGCUCGAAGUAAGAUGACUGAUGCUGAACUGAGAAAUAUGGUUAGCAAGACUCUUACAUGUAGAAUUGAUAAGAGAGAGAACUGCAGUGAAAAGAUGGACCAAUUUCUUAAGAGAUGUUUCUAUCAUUCCGGUCAAUAUGAUUCUCAGGAAAACUUUGCAGCACUAGACAAGACGCUGAAGGAACAUGAGGGUGGGAGAACUUCUAAUCGCCUGUUUUAUCUUUCAAUUCCUCCUAAUAUAUUCAUAGACGCCGUAAAAUGCGCUAGCUUGUCAGCUUCGUCUGGCAAUGGUGGUUGGACAAGGGUCAUUGUCGAAAAGCCUUUUGGUCGUGAUUCAGACUCCUCAGCUGCUUUAACAACAUCGCUCAAGCAGUAUCUGACCGAGGAUCAAAUUUUCAGGAUUGAUCACUAUCUUGGGAAAGAGCUUGUGGAAAAUCUUUCUGUCCUCCGAUUCUCAAAUCUCAUUUUUGAACCAUUAUGGUCGAGGCAAUACAUAAGAAAUGUACAGUUGAUAUUCUCAGAAGAUUUUGGCACCGAAGGACGUGGCGGGUACUUCGACAAUUAUGGUAUAAUUAGAGAUAUUAUGCAGAAUCAUCUACUUCAAAUUCUGGCCCUCUUUGCAAUGGAAACCCCUGUUAGUUUGGAUGCAGAGGACAUUAGAAAUGAAAAGGUCAAGGUUCUUCGGUCCAUGCGACCCCUUAAGCUUGAGGAUGUAGUUUUAGGUCAAUAUAAGAAUCACACAAGAGGAGGUGUUACAUAUCCAGCUUACAUUGAUGACAAAACUGUACCGAAGGACAGCUUAACCCCAACAUUUGCCGCGGCCGCCCUCUUCAUCGAUAAUGCAAGAUGGGAUGGUGUGCCUUUUCUGAUGAAGGCUGGGAAAGCAUUACAUAACAAGAGAGCCGAGAUACGGGUACAGUUCAGGCACGUGCCGGGCAAUCUGUAUAAUCGGAAUUUCGGGACAGAUCUCGAUCGGGCUACAAAUGAACUUGUUAUAAGAGUUCAGCCUGAUGAAGCUAUUUAUUUGAAAAUCAACAACAAAGUGCCUGGGCUAGGAAUGAAGUUGGACCGCAGUAAUUUGAAUCUUCACUAUGCAGCAAGAUACUCAAAGGAGAUACCAGAUGCGUAUGAGAGACUCCUUCUUGAUGCAAUUGAAGGAGAAAGAAGACUCUUCAUACGUAGCGAUGAACUCGAUGCUGCUUGGUCGCUCUUUACACCUGUGUUGAACGAGAUAGAAGAGAAAAAGAUAAUUCCGGAGUACUAUCCUUAUGGUAGUCGCGGUCCUGUUUGUGCUCACUAUCUUGCAGCCAGAUACAAUGUACGAUGGGGCGACCUUGGAUUAGAUGUAGAAGAACAAUAGUACUGAACAUUUUGUUGCACUUGUGAUCAACCUCAGACGUUCGCUAACAUGCGCGUCGAUUUGCAGUUUGUUGCCGGGGUGAGGUUUUUCUUUUUUAAUAAUAUUGUUAUGGUAGGCAUACAUGAAAUCAUGUAAAGUAAUAAAGCAUAAAAGUUAAGAUUAAUGAAGCAUUGAGAUUUUUCAUUUGUUUAUUUUUGAUUUGGUGUAGGGGAUUGAGAUAGUAAAUGCUUCAUGUAAUUUUCAUGUACUUUGAUUGGAGUGAAUCAUGAAAAUUCAGGUCUAAAAAUUUAUGAAAUUUCAGAAUGAUCAUUGAAAUUGAAAAUCUUUGAUCACAUUAUUAGUAUUUGAAGUUGUCUCAAAAGAGACUUUACUGAAAGAAGAUUUUCAAUUUAAGAAUGAUGUUGAAGUUUUUAAUAAUUUUAGACUGUUCUAUGUCUACAAUUUUUAAUUGCUUCGUUUUAGACAGAAAAGUGUAGGGUUAAAUGAAUCUCAUUUCACAUGUAACACACUUCAAAUUGAACCAUGUCUGUGUCAUAAGUGCCAAUAAACAUAAAGAUUGUAAAUA
This is a messenger RNA of Cicer arietinum (chickpea), 2550 nucleotides long. RefSeq names its product glucose-6-phosphate 1-dehydrogenase 2, chloroplastic. The record is from RefSeq and is a predicted model, not a curated record. NCBI's taxonomy places the organism in Eukaryota, Viridiplantae, Streptophyta, Magnoliopsida, Fabales, Fabaceae. Gene Ontology annotation, cellular component: chloroplast stroma. Gene Ontology annotation, biological process: glucose metabolic process; pentose-phosphate shunt, oxidative branch. Gene Ontology annotation, molecular function: NADP binding; glucose-6-phosphate dehydrogenase activity.